AUGUCCGGCCCCUCUCCAGAACUCCCUCCUCGGGAGACGCCUCAUAUUCGCCUCAAUUCCGGACAGCACGAUGUGUUUUCUGACGAGAACCUUCCUUCUCCCAUCUCUUCUCCUCCGCCUCCUCCGCCUCCCGAGCAUGGGCGGCCUUUAACACCAUUGACACCGCAAGUCACCGAGUCCCAAUCGACGGGAACCCUACAGACGGUAUAUACAACAUAUCACCACGGGUCGACAGAGUUCUUAAUACCACCACGGCCACACCGUUCUAGGGACGAGCUAGCGUCUCCCAACCUCUCUGUUCUCUCUUCGCGGCGCACAAGUUGGGAUUCAGAAGCAGGCAGCUAUGACACCAAAGGAUACAUCCAAUCGCGAGUGCCGUCGCGCGCGGAAAGUGAUGAGAAUGAUGUGAAUACCCAGACGGUUACUGAGAAGUACAACAUUACGCCAACGGAUGGGCUGUUGUUAUUUCCAGAAGAUGUUGAGAAAGACGAUUAUUUACACAACCCGGACCCGAGUGAUAGGGAACGAGAGUGCGAUAUUUGGAACCGAAGGGGAUUGAUCAAUGUUGGAGGCUUAAUCCUGCUUACUAUAGGGUUUUUGGUGCUGUUUAUUGGAUAUCCCGUUAUCACUGCUGUCAAAGGACUCGACAAGCAUGAAUCGCACUGUGCGGCGGGUGAUACGCUGUGUCUCAAUGUUGGAGACCGACCUUUGUUGUCUAAUAUUCGCAAGGGGUUGAUAGACCCUGAUACACCGAAAUCAGCACAUACGAUGAUAGCAGAGGAUGGUAAAGAACUCGAGCUUGUGUUCUCGGACGAGUUCAACACCCCAGGACGUACAUUUUACGAUGGCGAUGACCCCUAUUACCAAGCCGUAGAUCUUUGGUAUGGUGUGACACAGGAUCUUGAGUGGUACGACCCCGACGCAGCAAUCACGAAGGAUGGAGUUCUAGAGCUUAAAUUUGAUAAGUUCCCGAAUCAUGAACUCAAAUAUCGAUCAGGAAUGGUGCAGAGCUGGAACAAGCUUUGCUUCAGUGGUGGCCGACUGGAGGCGAGUAUAUCAUUACCGGGAGACGGCAAGGUUUCUGGGUUUUGGCCCGGUUUCUGGGCUAUGGGGAACUUGGGGCGUCCUGGACACGCUGCGACUACGGAAGGCAUGUGGCCCUAUAGCUACUAUGAUGGAUGUGAUGCGGGAAUCACGCCGAACCAAAGUACUCCGGACGGCCUUAGCUGGCUCCCCGGGAUGCGUUUACCGGCCUGUACUUGCCCAGGUGCAGACCAUCCUAGUCCUGGAAGAUCCCGCAGUGCCCCCGAAAUUGAUGUUAUUGAAGCCAGUGUUGCGCCCUUGGCGGGCAACGAGGCCAAGGUAGUAGGGACUGUGUCACAAAGUUUGCAGAUGGCUCCAUUUGAUAUUUGGUACAUGCCAGACUAUGAUUACGCCGCUGUGUACAAUCAGGAAGUCACGGAACUCAACAGUUACAGAGGAGGCCCAUACCAACAAGCCAUGUCCGGAGAGACAACUCUCAAUAACAAAUGGUACAAUGGGAAAGAAUACCAGACCUAUGCGUUCGAAUACAACCCUGGUGCGACGGGAAAUGUCACUUGGUUCGUGGGCGAGGACAAAACAUGGACGCUUGACGGACGAGCGAUAGGCCCGAAUGCGAACGUCGGCCAGCGAACGAUUCCAAUGGAGCCAAUGUCCAUUGUCAUGAACCUGGGAAUGGCACACAGUUUUGCUCCGGUAGACGACGGGAUAGAAAAGCUUAUGCCUGGCUACAUGCGGUUCGAUUACAUCCGGAUUUAUCAGGACCCUGAUGAUAUCAACGUCACCUGCGAUCCCCCAGGCUUUGAGACUACGGAGUACAUCGCCAACCACCCUCUUGCGUAUCAGAACUUCAAUAAGACAACUUGGGCCGCCACCGGAUACGAGUGGCCGAAAAAUGACUUUAUGCAUACAUGUUGA
This is a messenger RNA of Aspergillus puulaauensis, 1959 nucleotides long. RefSeq names its product SKN1/KRE6 family beta-glucan synthesis-associated protein. NCBI's taxonomy places the organism in Eukaryota, Fungi, Ascomycota, Eurotiomycetes, Eurotiales, Aspergillaceae. Gene Ontology annotation, molecular function: glucosidase activity. Gene Ontology annotation, biological process: fungal-type cell wall organization; (1->6)-beta-D-glucan biosynthetic process. Bases 1 to 1959 code for a protein of 652 amino acids. The transcript is spliced from 6 exons. Gene Ontology annotation, cellular component: endoplasmic reticulum membrane; plasma membrane. The record is from RefSeq and is a predicted model, not a curated record.